UCAAAAAGGUUAUUUUGCCUCAAUAGCUCUCGGCUCUCAAUGACCUUUGUGAAAAUAAAUAUCACUACCGUACGACCUUUCCUCCUCCCUCUCAUAAAAUUCAAUUUGCCUUAACCGCAAACGCUUUCAUCAGCCAAACUUCCAGCCAACUUUAGGAUAUUUUUGGUAGCAUUCGCAUUCUCACUACUACCACUUCCCAUUGCAGUUCCACUACUAUCCUCACAAUCACACUACCUUCAAUUUUUUAUUUUAAAAAUACCAACACAACAUCACCAUGCCACCCUCUACCAUGUCCCGCGCCUUGACGAUGCUCCCUGAAGACUUUCUGCCCAAUGUGACCCAUGUCAUCAUUGGCCGUGGUAAGAAGCACAGCAAGCACUCGGGAAAUCUCCGCUACUCGACUCUUGUCCACGAAGAAAUGCACGCUUACGCCGCUGCCGAGAACAAGGCGGGCAAGAGCGAAGUGAUCUCUCGUUUGGUGGCCCGGGUCCGCGAGACGGGCAACUUUGUCCGUGAAGCGGGAAACGGUCGUUGGGCGCUCGUGGAGGAACAUGCCGUCCGUACCACCACCGCGCAGCACUUUCGGGAUGCCCUGUACUCCAAGUACCGCAGUUCCAAGGAAAUGAAAAAGCAAAAGCGCAAGGAAGAACGCCGGGAAUCCAUCACCAAGCCAGAAGAAGGAGACCUUCUACAAGGAGAAGGUGAAGGAGAAGACUGCAGCAGCAGCUUGAUGUACGAGCCCUCCAAGAAACGAGCACGAUGUGUGUCUCCCGAAAAGAGCCUGAACAAUAGCUUGUCUACAGCUCCUGGCUUUUUCCAAAAGCAGUUCCUCCAAAUGCCUCACAUGAUGAUGCAACAACAGCAAGCGGCAACGCAAGCUCAAGCGGAUGCUCUGUCUGUCUUUUCUAGUUCCAUGUUCAUGAACAAGAUCAACUUCCAAGACUCCAACCCCUUUGAACCUACUCCCAUCUGCUCCUCUUCUGAUGCUGCUCCAAGUGGCUCUCUCUUUGGAGCCUUUGCAGACACCCUCAACUUUGCUGCACCUGUUGUUCCCAGCAUGAGCAUGAGCAGCAACCCCUUUGAUGCCCUUCAAGAAAUGCCCUUUUUUCAUGAAGUGGACAACAGCACUGUCUGUGCCUCUGCUACACCAAGAUUUGCUCUCUAAACAUGGUAGCUACAAACAAAGCAACCUCAAAGGCAGACCUCAAGACCUGAUCAUGUGCACAAAGCAGCAGCAUGCAAGCCUGGACAGACCCUGAACUGAAGAUACCUAACCAAACAAAAAGGCAGCAAGUGGCCUUCCUGCAUCCCAAAGCCUCCAGCAUCAUACUUUGCCAGCCAAUUUAGUCUAUUUGUACAUCAGCAUAACAUUUUUAUUAGCACCACACGCACACACACACAC
Molecule: messenger RNA, 1402 nt
Organism: Seminavis robusta
Lineage: Eukaryota; Bacillariophyta; Bacillariophyceae; Naviculales; Naviculaceae
Source: the annotation of a GenBank genome assembly